AUGACCAAUGCCCCGUCCGCGCGCAGUCACCACCACCACCACCAAAGCGUCCGGCGCUCAUCGUAUGCUUCAGUUCUCUCCGGCGCUGCCAACAACACCACCUUUGCCCCCCAGCACUCUGGCGCCUUUGCACACCUGCUGCAGCCUUCAACGAAUACCUCUGCUGCCUCGUUGCCCCCGUCGCUGCUCCACCUACACUCGCCCGGCCUCCGCCAUUCCUCCUCCGUGCCAACCACGGAUGCCGACAUGCAACUGAGCUACGGCGGCGCCACGAGCGCUGGGAGGAGAUCCGGCGGCCUUCCUGUGUACUCGCGACAGUUUGCCCACAUCCCCGAAUAUGCCGGCUAUCCGCCUGGAGCUGCUGGCCUGUCUAUAACAUCCUCGCCCGCCGCCGCCGCCGCCGCUGCUGCUGCUGCUUCCGACCUGCCGCCGUCCUUUUUCACACCCUCCUACCUCCAAAACUCGCGAUACAUCUCUCGUCUCGAGUCUGCCCAGCGAUCCCGACAGCUGGCUGCUCACCGAGAAUCCUCCACCGCUCCUUCGCUUUCCGCCUCCUCCAGUCAUGUCAACCUCCACCGCAUGGCCAGCUCGCACCGUCCGUUGCUACAUGACGCCGUGGAAAAGGACCUUGCCACCACGGAAAACCAGCAGCCGCAGCCGUUGCCGACGUGCUGGAACGAUGGAGAUAAGCACAACGGCCUUGAUUUGCUGAAUGACGGCUUGGAGGUGCGCUACAUUGGCCACCAGCACAAAAUCGACCAUGAGGCCGCCUCGGUGCGCGCCGACCAUCCCAUGCCGCGCGAGGCCGGCAUGUACUACUACGAGACGACUAUUCUGGCAAAGCCCAAAGAUGCUGUCAUUGCCAUCGGCUUUUCGUCCUCGCGGUCGUCACUCGAGCGCCUUCCGGGUUGGGAUAGCGAGUCGUGGGCUUAUCAUGGCGACGACGGCAAAGCCUUUAUAGGAGAAUCUCAGGGCCAGGGACGUCCGUUUGGGCCUACGUUUGGCAUGGGCGAUACUAUCGGCUGUGGUGUGAAUUUUGCCACGGGGACCUGUUUUUUCACCAAGAACGGACACUCUAUUGGAACCGCUUUUCGAGAUCUUCAGGCCUCCCGCAACGUGAACUUUUACCCUGCAAUUGGCGUCAAGAGGCAUCCCAGCAUGCAUAUAAAAACCAAUUUUGGCCAGCAACCGUUUAUGUUUGACAUUGAUAGUAUAAUCAAUAAAGAAAAAGUCACCUUACUUGCCGAAAUCGACGACACCAGUAUCGCCGGCAUUCAGCCGCCCUUGGACGAUGUCACCCUGCUGCAGGAACUCGUCGCCCAAUUUCUCUCCCAAGACGGAUAUUAUGAGACUGCCCGUGCCUUUGCAGAAGAAGUCCGGCAAGAAUCGGACUCUGUCGACGACGACUCGCGGCCUGUGUUUCAAUACCAGCAGGAACAAGACGUGGACGCGACGAAUCGACAGAAAAUCCGCACUGCCAUUUUAGAAGGGGACAUUGACCGAGCCCUCAAGUAUACAAACGCAUACUUUUCCCAAGUGCUGCAAGAUAACCCCAGCAUCCUUUUCAAGCUUCGCUGUCGAAAGUUCCUGGAGAUCCUCUCGAGUGCGUCCUCGAAACGGGCAAAGACAUCAUCAAGAAACGGAGUCGGCCACCACGAGGAAGUGUUUGAGCAAGACAUGGAACUCGACGACCACAUGCACGACGAUGACGGCUUCUCCGACGCCGACGGCAUGGACACGGAAGGGACGGACUCGAUGGCAAAGUCUGAAGAGAUGCUGACAGAGGCUGUCCAGUACGGCCAGCAGCUGCGCAUGGACUAUCCGACGGACGACCAGGGCGGGGACAAGCAGUAUCUCGAGGAUAUUUUUUCCUUGAUGGCGUACCCGGAUCCGCGAACAUCUGUCCACGGACACUAUCUUGAUGCGUCGGGUCGAACGGCAGUCGCCGACGAGCUCAACUCGGCGAUUCUCGUCUCCCUCGGCAAGUCAUCAUCAGCAGCGCUAGAAACGCUAUACUCGCAAACCGAGGUCUUGGUCAAUGAGCUUAGUGAAGGCGGCGGCGUCGGGGCGUUUAUUAAUAUCCAGGGUGAUUUUCUUUCGUAG
Molecule: messenger RNA, 2103 nt
Organism: Talaromyces rugulosus
Lineage: Eukaryota; Fungi; Ascomycota; Eurotiomycetes; Eurotiales; Trichocomaceae
Exons: 6
Coding region: 1-2103 (700 amino acids)
Biological process (GO): cytoskeleton organization; cell surface receptor signaling pathway
Cellular component (GO): cytoplasm
Molecular function (GO): protein binding
Source: RefSeq, a predicted model, not a curated record